AUGGCCAAGUUCCUCGAAGAAAACACACCCGCCAGUUAUGGCUAUUCCGCUACGUCUGACCAAGAGCCAAAUGUCUGCGAGGCAUGUCGGAAUAUCUCUUCAUCCUCCCUCAGGGAGAAGCUGAGCGCUCCUCCUUACUGCUGGUCUAGUUACUCUCUUGUCAACCGCGACAUCUCUGACGAUCGCGGAAUGGUGCAUCUUCGGAAUGCGCGUAGCCUCAAAUCCUCGGCUGAGGCUUGCACGCUGUGUUCCCUCAUGGCACGCGAAUUUUGCGAACACUUUCGCUUAGUUCACGCCACAAAGGACCCGUGGGGUUGCGUCAAAGAGACACCCAUCUUCCUGGGUCCCCGACUUGACCGUGGCCGUCGCCACAACUUCCCAUAUAGUGAUGAGUGGUGCGCAAAGUUGGAUGGAAUGCAGGUUUGGAUACCGGUCGAUGAUAAAAAGGUUGACCCUCUGCGAGAUGGGUACAUGUCUUUUUGUAUCCGGUUCUACACCGAUGAUGAAAAAGACAGCCCUCACACCUUUAGAGACAUUACUACUAGGCUCCCUAUUGAAUAUACUGGGAGCUCUCUAGCCUUUUCACGUCUAAACACAUUUAUUACGGCCUGUCAAGAUGAUCAUGCCAAGUGCAUGAAGACCAUCGCCGGAGCAACUCUUAAUCCAAACGAGAAGCCCACCAUGCCGACUCGUGUCAUUGAUAUAGGGCCCAAGGGUUCCAGUUAA
Fusarium tjaetaba is the source of this 726-nucleotide messenger RNA. RefSeq lists its product as uncharacterized. The coding region runs from base 1 to 726 and encodes 241 amino acids. The transcript is spliced from 2 exons. The record is from RefSeq and is a predicted model, not a curated record. Lineage: Eukaryota; Fungi; Ascomycota; Sordariomycetes; Hypocreales; Nectriaceae.